GAUUUCAAGCUAUUUCAACAUCCCUCCCACUUCUCUGUUUGGAACAGUGCCCAAAGUGCCUGUCUCCAUCUCUCACCCCAACCCCCACAACCACCAGCACCCCCUUAGCCCCUCCUUCUUCUCUAUUAAGAUCAAUAUUCCUGCAGCUCAGGGGCAAGCAGCAGAUGGGUCACUGGCUUUUUUCAACCAGCUCUUUUCACAAGCAGCAGAUUGCAGAUUUGGAUCUGGCUAAUAUUUGAUUUUUUUUCUCCCCACUGUUUUUUCUUUCCUCUUUUCACCCUGACCCUUUUCUCCAAUACUCAGGUAUUUGAGGUUCCACUAAAAUAUGGAACUUGAUUUUGGACAUUUUGACGAAAGAGAUAAGGCAUCCAGGAACAUGCGAGGCUCACGGAUGAAUGGGCUGCCUAGCCCCACUCACAGCGCCCAUUGUAGCUUCUACCGAACCAGAACCUUGCAGGCACUGAGCAAUGAGAAGAAAGCCAAGAAGGUACGUUUCUACCGCAAUGGGGACCGCUACUUCAAGGGGAUUGUGUACGCUGUGUCCUCUGACCGUUUCCGCAGCUUUGAUGCAUUGCUGGCUGACCUGACUCGGUCUCUGUCUGACAACAUCAACCUGCCUCAGGGAGUGCGUUACAUUUACACCAUUGAUGGAUCCAGGAAAAUUGGAAGCAUGGAUGAACUUGAGGAAGGGGAAAGCUAUGUUUGUUCCUCAGACAACUUCUUUAAAAAGGUGGAGUACACCAAGAAUGUCAAUCCCAACUGGUCUGUCAAUGUGAAGACAUCUGCCAACAUGAAAGCCCCCCAAUCCCUGGCUAGCAGCAACAGUGCCCAGGCCAGGGAGAACAAAGACUUUGUGCGCCCCAAGUUGGUGACCAUCAUCCGAAGUGGGGUGAAACCUCGGAAGGCUGUGCGUGUGCUUCUGAACAAGAAAACAGCCCACUCUUUUGAGCAAGUCCUCACUGAUAUCACUGAAGCCAUCAAACUAGAGACUGGGGUUGUCAAAAAACUCUACACUCUGGAUGGAAAACAGGUAACUUGUCUCCAUGAUUUCUUUGGUGAUGACGAUGUAUUUAUUGCCUGUGGUCCUGAAAAAUUUCGCUAUGCUCAGGAUGACUUUUCUCUGGAUGAAAAUGAAUGCCGAGUCAUGAAAGGAAACCCUUCAGCCACAGCUGGUCCAAAGGCAUCCCCAACACCUCAGAAGAGUUCAGCUAAGAGCCCUGGCCCCAUGCGCCGGAGCAAGUCUCCAGCUGACUCAGGUAACGACCAAGACGCAAAUGGAACCUCCAGCAGCCAGCUCUCUACCCCCAAGUCUAAGCAGUCUCCCAUCUCUACACCUACCAGUCCUGGCAGCCUCCGGAAGCACAAGGACCUGUACCUGCCUCUGUCUUUGGAUGACUCAGACUCACUUGGUGAUUCUAUGUGAAGGAGGAGAGCGUGUUCAGAGUCCAGAGUACAAAUCCAAGAUUACUGUCACAAUAGGGUACUUCUGCUCAAGUGUCCAACAGGGCUAUUGGUGCUUUCAAGUUUUUAUUUUUGUUGUUGUUGUUAUUUUUUAAAACAUACUGUAUUAUGUUGGGUUUAUUUUUCUGUGAUUUCUCCUCUGGGCCACUGAUCUAUAGUUACCAAUUAUAAGAGAUAGAUUGAUAACCAUCAUUUGGGGUAACUUUCCUGGGAUUCAAAAUGUGCUAGUCCAUGACCUUUAUAUUGAACACUUAGGCACCUGCAUUAUUUUCUCCUGUCUCACUUUGCUUAUACAUGACAGUUUUCCUUUCAUAGAGGGAUGUUUACAUGCAUAACACUUAAAAUGUGUGUGUGUGGGGAAAAAUCAUUGGCAAAUCCAAGAGUGACAAACACAAAAUCACUAAUACCCCUUGUCUCUUAAUCUCAAGAAUGCUAUAAAAUCCUGGGAGGAUGGCAAGGCAGCUCCCCAGUCUUGUUCUUUACUCCUAAUUGAACACCCUGUUUGUUGUCUAACACAAGUUCUGGUUGUCAAUGGGGAGAAACACCAGCAACUUAUAAUUCUGACACCAGACACCUAGAACUAUGACACAGGAAUGGCUAAACCAGACUAGGCAGAAAUGGGGAAACACUAUAGACAUCUAAGUAGAGUUUAUAAAGUGCAGUGAUUUUUUUUGUCAAUUGCUCCACUGGGGCAAUUUAGAAUCAAUAAGCAAUUAAUUAGAGUUGGGGGUGAGGGAUUUCAUAUACCUGGUUCCUCUAAGAGGCUGUCCAACAUAGCAAGUUAUUACACAAACUGAAUGGUAUCCAUCUAUCUCUGUUCUAUUGAAUGCCUUGUAAACAGCCAACACUGAAAAAACUGUGAGAAUUUGUUUUCAGGUCUGACACAUUUUGGUCGCUUUUUAUAGCAAGAAACCAAUAUCCUUUUUAUAAAACCUCAUAUCUAUAUUUCAGGAGCAAACUCUUCAGGCUCCUUUUUUAUAAACUGGUGAUUUUUCUUUUGUCUAAAAAACACAUGCAGAAAAUUUACCAAAAAAAUGCAGAGCAACGUAGUUUAGGAAUUAUGCUGUUACUGGCAAACAGAAACCUUCAGGAGAAAACAAAAUAAAUAGCAGAGGCCAAUUCAAUAGAAUCAGUCUUUUGACAACUUUUAAACAGUUAUGCUUACAUUAAUAAUUUCAAUGUGGACCAGACAUUCUAAUUAUAUUUUAAAUGAAAUGUUAUGGCAUAUUUUAAGCAACUCUUUUUUAUCUAUAACCCUAAUAUUUCAUACUGAAGACAUAGAAAAUUUUCUUUUGCCUUUAACACUAGAAAGGAUUUUGCUUUGCUAAGGACUGAAUAUUUGAAAUAAUUCUUAGUCUUUGAAGUACAGAUUUAUAACACUGCUUUUUGUCUGUAAUCAUAGCCCAUAAUGGCAAAGACAACUAAAUUUAAGUGAAAGCCAUGCAUGCCAAUUCUGUGUUUGCUUUUAGCAGAUAUGAAGAUUUUUAAAAAUUUCUUUGUAAUUGUGCAGAUAGUUGGAAAGGUGCAGUGUUCGGAGCCAAGUGGCUGCUUGGCUAUGGAAUGACUUGCAGUUGUUCCUCCACUUUAACAGGAAUGAGCUUGGUGUGUGUGUGUGUGUGUGUGUGUGUGUGUGUGUGUGUGUGCGCGCACACACACACAUGCGCGCAACCACUUCACAAUUAGGAGAUACAACAGGAUACCCCAACAUGGAUCAGUGGCAAAUUGGUGGCAUUGCUGAUGAGAACUGUGUAGAAGAGAAUUCAGUGGUGCAAGGAAUAGUUCAGAUGCCCCUAGACAAGUUUCAAAUGGUGUUAACUAUGUGAAAUAUUUUUGGUUCGAGAAGAGUCCAGAUGAUGAUAGUAUGAUUCCUGAUUAAAUUGGUCAUUGAAGAACCCCAAAUUAUGAAAAUCUAUUUUUGCACCUGUCCUCCAUUUGUAGGCUUGUUAGAACCCCUUAAGAAGCCCGUGUUGCUGACCCCCUUCUUCUUUCUAUAAGUUCAAGGUUUGGAUAGUUUAUCUCAGAACAAUUUGUGGUUAAAUAGAAAAAAUGGUACUUGGGAUGGAGGUGGUGGUGUGUACAGUGGUAGGCAAUCUGUUUUUAAACUUCAGGCCAGACCUCCAAAGAUUCUUCCCUUUCUCUAGAUCUCAUUUAGUCCAAUUCCUUCAAUCUAAGAUGAAACGGAGUUUGAGGCAGCUAAAUGACUUGCUGGAAAAAGCAGGACCAGAAGAGGAAUUGAGAUUUCCUUAUGUCCAUGCCCUAUGCUAGCUCUCUGAGCAUUUCUUUGCUUGUAGAGCAUAUGUACCAUUAAAAAUACUAAAUGGCAUAUUUUCAUUACAAUAAUCUUUAAACCAACAAUCGUCUAUAAUAAUAGUAGAUUUUCCAUCUUUCUUGUAAUAAAUUAUAGGGAAAUGUUUCUGUACUCCCACUCCAGAGGGAUUUGGUGUAGUUCAAAAUUCAAUCCUUCAAUAAUUGCAUUUUAUUUUUAAUUUAUCAUUAUUGUUGAAAGUAUUACAGAUGUUCCCUUUUUUA
This is a messenger RNA of Myotis brandtii (Brandt's bat), 3990 nucleotides long. It is a transcript of the gene DCX, whose product is annotated as doublecortin. Gene Ontology annotation, biological process: axoneme assembly; photoreceptor cell development; intracellular signal transduction. The transcript is spliced from 6 exons. Gene Ontology annotation, cellular component: neuron projection; axoneme. Gene Ontology annotation, molecular function: microtubule binding. NCBI's taxonomy places the organism in Eukaryota, Metazoa, Chordata, Mammalia, Chiroptera, Vespertilionidae. Bases 326 to 1423 code for a protein of 365 amino acids. The record is from RefSeq and is a predicted model, not a curated record.